Polistes dominula (European paper wasp) is the source of this 5165-nucleotide messenger RNA. It is a transcript of the gene Sesn, whose product is annotated as Sestrin. The record is from RefSeq and is a predicted model, not a curated record. Gene Ontology annotation, biological process: cellular response to leucine starvation; regulation of response to reactive oxygen species; positive regulation of macroautophagy. Gene Ontology annotation, molecular function: oxidoreductase activity, acting on peroxide as acceptor; L-leucine binding. Gene Ontology annotation, cellular component: nucleus. NCBI's taxonomy places the organism in Eukaryota, Metazoa, Arthropoda, Insecta, Hymenoptera, Vespidae.
ACUACUACUACUACUACUACUACUACUACUAUUAAUAAUGAUAAUAAUAAUGAUAAUAAUAAUCAUAAUAAUACGUAGAUAUUUGACACUCGAAUCGGCUGUUAGAGAAAUUAUUACAGAAAGUUUAAACGAAAAUCCGUUGUUAUAUCUAUUAGUAAAAUUAAAAAUAAAAUAAAAGAGAGAAGAAAAGAGAGAAGGCGAAUGUUUAUAAAAUCUAUUUUUACGAGUAUCCUGUGAAUGUAUACACUAUAUAAUUGUAUACGAUUGUUACAAUAAAAAAGAAAGAAAAAAAGAACAACAACAAAAAAAAUCUUAUUCCAUAAAGAUAAAAAAUGGUAAAAAUGAAAAAGAAAAAAAUAGGGGUAGUUUUGAAAAGGGGGUUGCAAAGUAGGUGGCGGGAAAUUUGAAAAUAAAUCGAUCGGUAAAAUCUAUUGGACGAUGAAAAGGAAGAAGGGUCGAAUAACGAGAGGCGUUUCUCGUUUAUAAGUCGUCGAUAGGCCUAUCGAUCCUGUUGCUAGGCGGUAGGACGGGAGGGCGUUCGAGUAUCUUAAGUUAGAUUUUAGGAUUAGCCGUCAGAUGUCGUUGUGAUGGCGCGCGGCUCGCUCGCGGAGUGACAGCUCGGCGAGAACUGUCGGAGCGCGUUUACGCGGCCGUUUCUCUUGGAUAUAAGGAUACGACCGGCCCCCCCGAAAUCGGUUAAAUUUAAACGCGUAAACGGGCUGACGUUAACGAUAAUCUCUCGUUUAAGGAAGUGCGAUUAUAGUCUACUUUGAAAAUCGAGAGGUCUCGUAGGUAACGGUGGGCGUGCACGCAGGAGGGAACGGCUCGCCGGCUCGGUCAGUCUACUAGAAGAUUCCAUUGUGUGAGAGUGGGCUUUGAAAAAGUUUCGACUGGAAGGAGCUACAUUAUUUUUCGCGCCUUUUCAAGACGUACCAUUUGUUCGGAUCUACCAGAAAGAAGAAAAAACCGAGGCGUCAUCAAAUGGAUUAAUCAACGAGCAGCAGCAACAGCAGCAGCAGCAGCAGCAGCAUCAAGAUCCGAUAAUUCUCGUGAAAAAGAACAAUUUGUUCUUAUCGACGAGGGACGACCAAAACUCCUCCUUCCAUCCCCCCACCCACCCCCGCCACUACCCCUUUUUGGCGAAGUAACGAUGUAAAGAGUAAAAUGUAACUCGUCGUUCAUGAGAAGAGAGAAUUUUUAAAGAGGAAUAUUUACAAGGCGCAAGAAACAAGAUAGAAGGGAGAGAUAGGAGAAAGGAAUAAGAAAAUAUCAAGGAAAGAAAAAGUGUCGUAGCUGUUUCAUUUUUGAUUUGGAGUAGGAAGGAGUGAAGGAAGGUGUGAAGGAGAGAAGGAAAGAAGAAAAGAAGAAAGGAGUAGCAAGAAAAUUAAAAAAUAGAAAGUAAGAGAGAGAGAGAGAGAGAGGGUAAUAUUAUUGGAAGAAAUUUGAGCCGUCUGGUGUAUUCGUCCUUAGAUUAAAAAGCUCGUUGAAGCUCGUACGAUAAUCGAGCUUAUUAUUGAAAGAUUUGCUUUAGAGUGCAUAAGAGAGAAAGAAUAUAAUAAAAAAAAAGUAUAGAAAAAGAAUAAUUAUAAUAAUAAUAGUAAUAAUAAUAAUAAUAAUAAUAAUAAUAAGAAUAAGAAAGAUCUUAAAUCAAGAUGUAUAGCGAUCCGAAUAUUUGUGGGAUUGGUGCGCCUACGAAGGGAGACGAGGUAGAACUUGUGAGCAGGUUUUUGGCACCUCUUUGCGCGAGGGACGAAACUGCGAGAAACAUUGCAUUGGCUGCUGCAAGGAGUACAGUCGAAGGAUGGUUAGGUGGUGUUGGUAGUCCAAAUCAAUGGGAGGAAGCUACCGGUGAAAUGAAGGACAACAACAUCGCAUCUGGAAAAUUCAAGGGUCAGGAUGGAAGGUACGACAUGAGCAUCGAGCGUUCACCUUCGAAAUCCAGUCCGAAGAACGUAAAGAAGGAACAACAAGCGUCAUCUCCGGAUGCAUUUAGGAGCGACUGCUUUUUUCCACAAAGUGUUACGGAAAAUCCUGUUUUUCCGGAAGACGGUGGGACCGAAAGUAACGAAAAAUAUCCCUCGGGUUCGUUCGAUUGCGUAGAUGGGGGUCGUUUGGGUUCGAACGAAAGUUCGAGCUUUGGCACGCCGGUCGAGAGAAGAAAAUAUAUGGGUGGUGGUGGUGGUACUGGUGCUGGUGGUGCUGGUGGUGGUAAUAGUAGUGGUGGUGAUUCCGCGGACGGGAACAGAUCGGGCCGUUCUACUUCCUCGGAUGAGGGGAAAGGAUUCAGGAUCGAACAAUUGGCUGGCAAGUGUCGCAGGUUCAAGGACAACGGGACCACCGGUGAAACCCGUUUUGGUUCUAGCUGCGACAACGAGAGAAAGUAUUUGAUAUCAUCGUCUAACGAGAGGUUGAACGAGUUCACUCAAGAGGAUAGGAUACCGAGAACUAAGAAUUAUAUCAAGGUUAAAGGAGCUAAGCAAAGACAACCGGAAGAAGAUGAUCUGGAUUUAGAUACUAGGGUCUAUGGAAAGAGUCCAAAGUUCGAUGAUAAUCUUGGCAAUGCUUAUUUCGAUCGUAGGAAUGUUAAUUAUCGUUCGAAGAGUAGCGAUCUUCUCGAACGUAAUAGGUAUCGUUCAGAUGAUACAGAAAUAAUUGGGGCUAGAUCACGUGAGAGAGUUGUUUUCAAUACUCUUGAUGGAUUUGAUAACGAUAACUCUAACGACAUUUAUCGGGAUAACGAAAUUCUCGUUGAGGACGCAAAUUUUGAAAAUUCGGAAGACGAUCUUGAGGAUGGCAAUCGUUCCAAUUGGUUAAGGUACGAACAACAACAACUGCAACAACAAGAACAGGAUUGUCUUAGGAAGAACGAGGAGAGAAAAUUUAGCGCUGGUCAGAUAAAAAGACCUCUGUCGCAGGACGAAGAUGUAUCGUCGAAAAGUGGCAGAAUCCUGGACAGUCCCGAAGUUACUCCUGGCGAUGUCGGUAGGAUGCUUAAUCUUGGAAAUGCUUUGGAUGGCCCGAGGCAAACUCAAGCGAACAAAUAUCUCAGUUUGGUGACGCUUCAUCUACCAGUGAUACUAAGGCUCAGCGUUAAUUGUCCUUUUCAGAACGUCAGGAUAAAAUGUGCUGAAAUACUGGAAAUGGUCAAGGAUAGAGGAUUACCAGUACCAGAACCGGCCUUCGAUGGACCCAGUGCCUUCGUUCCCACUUCCGAGUUGCCGGAUUUGAACAAUCUCGAUGAAAAGACACGUAUAUUGUUGAUGGAUGCUUUCCUUCAGAACAACAGAUUGGACCAUGUUUCCAGGGUAAUGUCGUCGCAUCCUUUGUAUUUAGAUCACUUCCUUCGAACCCAAAAUUUCAUCUUAAGGGGCGAUGGACCACUACCCUACGAUUACAGACAUCUCAUAGCUAUUAUGGCCGCAGGUAGGCAUCAGUGUAGCUAUCUGAUUAACCUGCAGAAAGGAGAGUUUCUUCUACAGGGUGGUCAACCUUCCUGGCUUCAAGGUUUGAAAUCGAUACCACGAAAACUUCAAGAUCUUUAUGAGAUUAAUAAGAUCUUAGCUCACAGGCCAUGGCUUUUAAGUAAAGAACACAUAGAGAAAUUGACCAAAGGUGCGGACAAUUGGUCAUUGGCUGAGGUAGUCCACGCGAUAGUUCUUUUGGCCCAUUUUCAUUCGUUGUCAUCUUUCGUAUUCUCUUGUGGAAUAAACGAAGAAUUGGAUAACGUAAUGGGUCACCAUUAUAAGGAAAAUAUCCAGGACAAUAGCAAUAAAGUGCCACCUGCCAAAGAAAAACUUUCUAGUAAUUCCAAGGAAAUUCCAAAUGGCCAAGGCAAGACUGAAAACGUACCAUCUCCUCCAUCGUCACCUAGUAUAGUUGGUGAACAAGAGGUCGGCGUUGAAACAUUAAUGGAACGAAUGAAACGGCUUUCGGAAAAAUCCGAGUCUUAUCAAAUAACGCAAGAAGAAUUAUCGAAAAGAUUUGAAACGGUUGAAACGCAAUCAGCCGAAUUGGCGGCUGCACCUCAAAGAAAUAGCAUGAUACUUGACUCCGAUAUCGGCCUUUUCAUCGAAGAUCCUUCCUUUAUAUACCAAGAUUUUGCCAAGCGAGGUCAACUGAACGACAUACCGACCUUCCGCGUGCAAGACUAUUCCUGGGAUGACCACGGUUACUCCUUGGUGAAUCGACUUUACAACGACGUUGGCAAUUUUCUCGACGACAAGUUCAAGACGACUUAUAAUCUGACGUACUAUACGAUGGGUACGCACAGUAAAGUCGACACGUCUCGUUUCAGACGAGCAAUAUGGAAUUACAUACAAUGUAUGUUUGGUAUAAGGCACGACGAUUAUGAUUACAACGAGGUUAAUCAAUUGCUCGAACGAAGUCUUAAAACAUUUAUCAAGAGUGCUGUUUGUUAUCCGGAACGCGUUACUAAAAAGGAUUAUGAUCGUGUCAUGAGGGAGUUCAAGCACAGUGAAAAGGUGCACGUGAACUUGAUGAUAUUGGAAGCACGCAUGCAGGCGGAAUUAUUGUAUGCUUUACGUGCAGUUAUGAGAUAUAUGACCUAAACGAAGUAGUCCAAUUUCUGGUCCCUUCGUUCGCUUGGCUGAUCUUGUCCCUUUGAGAUCGGCUCGUCCAUUUGUUUAUUUUUUUUUCUCUUUUUUUUUUUAAUUAAUUAAUUAAUUAUUAUUAAUAUUAAUAUUAUUAUUAUUACUAUUAUUAUUAUUAUUAUUAUUAUUAUUAUUAUUUUAUACGUUUCGAGUCGCGUGUUGCUUUAACGAGGCUUUUUUUGUACACGUGUCACUAAAAGGAGAAACAAGCAAACGUGAGUUACUGAUAUUAAUAAUAAUAAUUACUUAUGAAAAUUAUUUACGCAAAAUUUUGGAAAAUGACGAUACACACACACACACACACACACACACACACACAAAUUAGAACACAAACUUUUGUCAAAAGUCUUUUUUCAAUCGGUCAACUCCGUUUGUUAACUUGUUGUCGUCCUUGAAUUGAUGACCUAUAAAGAAAGAAAAGAAAAAAAAAAAAAGAAAAAAAAAAGACAAAGCAAAACGCCUCGAAAAAUCAAAUAGUGAGAUAACGUUUUUCUAAAAAGAUUUCAUUGAGAAUUUUUAUUAUUAAUUCUUCGUCAUUUUGUGAAAUCGAAAAAA